GGGCGGCAGCAGCGGCCGCCUAGUCCCGCGUUUCUUCGGGCUCGCAGCCCCGCGGUCCCGCCGCCCCGGGGCCGCCACCUCUCGGGGCUCCCCCGGUCCCCGCGCGCGCAAGAUGGCUGACCCGGCUGCGGGGCCGCCGCCGAGCGAGGGCGAGGAGAGCACUGUGCGCUUCGCCCGCAAAGGCGCCCUCCGGCAGAAGAACGUGCACGAGGUGAAGAACCACAAAUUCACCGCCCGCUUCUUCAAGCAGCCCACCUUCUGCAGCCACUGCACCGACUUCAUCUGGGGCUUCGGGAAGCAGGGAUUCCAGUGUCAAGUCUGCUGCUUUGUUGUACACAAGCGCUGCCAUGAAUUUGUCACAUUCUCCUGCCCUGGUGCGGACAAGGGUCCAGCCUCUGAUGACCCCCGGAGCAAACACAAGUUUAAGAUCCACACGUAUUCCAGUCCCACCUUCUGUGACCACUGUGGAUCUCUGCUGUACGGACUCAUCCACCAGGGGAUGAAAUGUGACACCUGUAUGAUGAACGUCCACAAGCGCUGCGUGAUGAAUGUCCCCAGCCUCUGUGGCACUGACCACACGGAACGCCGCGGCCGCAUCUACAUCCAGGCCCACAUUGACAGGGAGGUCCUCAUCGUUGUCGUAAGAGAUGCUAAAAAUCUUGUACCUAUGGACCCCAAUGGCUUGUCAGAUCCCUACGUAAAACUGAAACUGAUCCCUGAUCCCAAAAGUGAGAGCAAGCAGAAGACCAAAACCAUCAAGUGCUCCCUCAACCCCGAGUGGAACGAAACCUUCAGAUUUCAGCUAAAGGAAUCAGACAAAGACAGAAGACUGUCUGUAGAGAUCUGGGAUUGGGACCUGACCAGCAGAAAUGACUUCAUGGGGUCUCUGUCGUUCGGGAUUUCGGAGCUGCAGAAAGCCGGCGUGGAUGGCUGGUUCAAGUUACUGAGCCAGGAAGAGGGCGAGUACUUCAACGUUCCUGUGCCACCCGAAGGAAGCGAGGGCAAUGAAGAGCUGCGGCAGAAGUUUGAGAGAGCCAAGAUCGGCCAGGGUACCAAGGCUCCAGAAGAAAAGACGGCCAACACCAUCUCCAAAUUUGACAACAACGGCAACAGGGAUCGCAUGAAACUGACUGAUUUCAACUUCCUGAUGGUGCUGGGGAAAGGCAGCUUUGGCAAGGUGAUGCUCUCAGAGCGGAAGGGCACAGAUGAGCUCUACGCUGUGAAGAUCCUGAAGAAAGACGUGGUGAUCCAAGAUGAUGAUGUGGAGUGCACGAUGGUGGAGAAGCGCGUGCUGGCCCUGCCUGGGAAGCCACCGUUCCUGACUCAGCUCCACUCCUGCUUCCAGACCAUGGACCGCCUGUACUUUGUGAUGGAGUAUGUGAACGGGGGUGACCUCAUGUACCACAUCCAACAAGUUGGCCGGUUCAAGGAGCCCCAUGCUGUAUUUUAUGCUGCAGAGAUCGCCAUCGGUCUGUUCUUCUUGCAGAGCAAGGGUAUCAUUUACCGUGACCUGAAACUUGAUAACGUGAUGCUGGAUUCUGAGGGUCACAUCAAGAUCGCUGACUUUGGCAUGUGUAAGGAGAACAUCUGGGACGGGGUGACAACCAAGACAUUCUGUGGCACUCCAGACUACAUCGCCCCAGAGAUCAUCGCUUAUCAGCCCUACGGGAAGUCUGUGGACUGGUGGGCAUUUGGAGUCCUGCUGUAUGAAAUGUUAGCUGGCCAGGCACCUUUUGAAGGGGAGGAUGAGGAUGAGCUUUUCCAAUCCAUCAUGGAGCAUAACGUGGCGUAUCCCAAGUCCAUGUCCAAGGAAGCUGUGGCCAUCUGCAAAGGGCUAAUGACCAAACACCCAGGCAAGCGUCUGGGUUGUGGACCCGAAGGGGAACGAGACAUUAAGGAGCACGCAUUUUUCCGGUAUAUUGACUGGGAGAAACUCGAACGCAAGGAGAUUCAACCACCUUAUAAACCAAAAGCUAGAGACAAGCGAGACACCUCCAACUUCGACAAAGAGUUCACCAGGCAGCCUGUGGAACUGACUCCCACUGACAAACUCUUCAUCAUGAACUUGGACCAAAAUGAGUUCGCUGGCUUCUCAUAUACUAACCCAGAGUUUGUCAUUAAUGUGUAGGUGAUUGCAGAGCCCAUUGCUGAACCUGUGAGUGUCUAUUACCAAUUCCAGUCUUCCAGGAAUCACGGUGCCUCUGCUGGCGCCCAUCACGUGGAGAGCUUGUCUUGAGGGCUUUUUCUCUGUAUGUACAGCUUGCUAGUUUGUUUUCUACAUUUGAAAAUGUUUAGUUUAGAUUCAGCACAUUGCCCACUGUUAGAGGUACAAUUUUUCCAGACUUCUGGAAACUCGUCCGAUGAACCGACAGUGUCACCACUUAACUGUGUCCGAUACCAAACCGCUUCAGUAUUUGUAAUUUUUAAGGUCAGAUGCUGAUGUUCCUGGUGAAGUUUUUACGGUUAUUCCACUCUCCCCCUUGGAAUGCUACCUAAGCAUGAGCGGCGUUUUUAAAAAUGUGAGUAAGCUUUGCAGUUGCUGUGAACCCUCGUCUCUUGGAGGAAGCUUUUUGUUUAAGACUUGGUAUGAUUAAACUGAAUUCAUAUGUGCAGA
Messenger RNA from Acomys russatus (golden spiny mouse), 2614 nucleotides. RefSeq names its product protein kinase C beta (gene Prkcb). Gene Ontology annotation, molecular function: diacylglycerol-dependent serine/threonine kinase activity; zinc ion binding; ATP binding. NCBI's taxonomy places the organism in Eukaryota, Metazoa, Chordata, Mammalia, Rodentia, Muridae. The transcript has 17 exons. Bases 113 to 2128 code for a protein of 671 amino acids. The record is from RefSeq and is a predicted model, not a curated record. Gene Ontology annotation, biological process: protein phosphorylation.